Molecule: messenger RNA, 1439 nt
Organism: Rhagoletis pomonella (apple maggot)
Lineage: Eukaryota; Metazoa; Arthropoda; Insecta; Diptera; Tephritidae
Exons: 2
Coding region: 392-826 (144 amino acids)
Source: RefSeq, a predicted model, not a curated record
GAAUGUCUGGCAUCACUGGGUUAACCGUAAGUUUACACACAUAUUUUUUCGCUGCAUUUGGUACAUUUCCGUACUGCUGCUGCUUGACAUACCGUCGCUGUCACCGUCGCCACUGCAUCGCCUUCGCUGCAGCUCAGCUGUAUCGUUUGCACUCGCUGACUUCGCUGCCUAACUUGUCACUGCUACCCAAAAACAUUUAAGCGGGAUUUGCCAUUUGUCGUUACUCUCAGUGUCCCGUUGCUCUAGAGGUCAUCCAAAGAUCAUUUCGCGAAUAUUCGUUAAAUUCAACUGCCGUUGUUACUGACACUCGUUGUUGUUAUUGAUCGCUGUCGUAUUAAAACACACAUCAUGUGCAUACGUAAAUUUUCGCUAAUUUCUCACUCUAUUUAAAAUGUCUCUAGAAGAGUCGAAACAACAAAGGGCUAAUAUCAAGAAGAAUAUUUCCCGCAUCAAAAACAUCGUUGAGGCCAGUCUACGACCAGGUGUUAAAACACUCUCCGUAGCUGAGUAUAAAUGUCGGCUUGGAAUUCUUGAAUCGUACUUCAAGAAUGUGUUGUCUACCCAAACCGACAUCGAAAGGCUGGAUUCGGAGGAUGGUGGUCGUGCAGACCUAGAGGAGCUAUACAUCACAAUGAAGUUGACCAUUCGGACCCAACUAACUGAAGAUCACAACGCCACAAUUUCAGAAAGCACUUGUGUCAUGCAAGCAAGUUCUAAACUUCCCAAACUUAAGCUUCCUUCAUUCAGCGGUAAAUAUUCUGAAUAUACAAAUUUCAUAACAUCCUUUAAGCAAAUAAUUGACCGGUCCAGCGUUAGAAACAAUUGAUGCGUUUUCAGUUUCUAAUGAAAACUAUACGAAGGCAUUGGAUAGACUUAAGGUUCGGUAUGACAAUGCAACCUUAAUAUUUUUAGAAAACAUAUGUUCGUUGUUUGAACUUUCGUCAGUUUCCAAGUCCAAUGGCGCCCAGUUGAGAAGUCUCAUUGACAAAGCGUCCGCGCUUUACGGCUCAUUAUUGUCAUUGGGCACAGAGGGCCAAAUUUCACAAGCCAUGCUUAUUUAUUUAGUUUUACAGAAGGCAGAUGAGGAGACAAACCGUAAAUGGAAGUAGUCUCUAGAAUUUAACACAUUACCGACCUGGAACGAGUGCACCAAGGUUUUGGAGAGACAUUGCCAGUACCUCGACUCAAUUGAUAACUCUCGCGCCGUUGGAUCCGUACACCAAAUUGCUGCGAAAGCGCCCAAAGCAAAGAAUCAUCACAAGAGCCAUUAAUUUGCUUGUUCGAGUCCGUCAUGUUCGAUGUGCUCCAGCAACAGUCACAAAAUACAUAGUUGCGAUCGCUUCAAGGCACUUAAUGUGUGCGUUUUGACCACGCAAAGAAGAUGGGCCUUUGCAUAAAUUGUUUGUCAAAGGGCCACCAACUAUCGAGUUGUCCAUCUU